This is a messenger RNA of Nipponia nippon (crested ibis), 1597 nucleotides long. The record is from RefSeq and is a predicted model, not a curated record. Lineage: Eukaryota; Metazoa; Chordata; Aves; Pelecaniformes; Threskiornithidae.
AUGGUGCUCGGCACAGUCGUCCAAGUUAGAAAAACUAGGGAGAAAAGAAUUUUUGUCUCAGGGACCCUGACUUUGCAAAAAGCCUUGCUGGCGAUGAGCAGGAGAGAGGAAAGCAGAGCUCCAGCAGAAGAAGAGGGGCAGAGGUGUCCGUAUCGGCUCAGCCGAGGAACGCCGCGAGCGUCUUUCGGACCCACUGUGCUAACCAGAUUGGUGAAAAAUACAAUAACAAGACUUCAGCGGCAAAUACCUAGGAUUUGCCGGGACCCCCCUCUCCUGGCCGCCCCUCGGAGCAGCAUCGCGUCUGCGCCUCCACCCCCGCCGUGCAUGGGCAGGCGGCUCGGGGAGCGGGGGCUGCCCCGGGCUCGGCCCCAGUCCCGCGGCCGGGCCUCCGCGCCGCCCUCCGCGCUGCCCGCCAUGGCGCCCGCCGACCUUCCCAACAUGGCGCCCCCGCCCCGCUGUCCCGGGCUCCCGGCUGUGCAGCCGCGGCUGGUGGCCGUCAGCAAGACGAAGCCGGCAGAGAUGGUGAUCGACGCCUACAGCCACGGACAGCGCAGCUUUGGGGAGAACUACGUUCAAGAGCUGCUAGAAAAGGCGUCAGACUCCAGAAUUCUGUCGUCUUGUCCAGAGAUUAAGUGGCAUUUUAUUGGCCAUCUGCAGAAAAAUAACGUCAACAAGUUGAUUGCUGUCCCUAACCUGUUCAUGUUGGAAACGGUGGAUUCUGUGAAGCUGGCAGACAGAGUCAACAGCUCAUGGCAGAAAAAAGGGUUGUCUCAGAAGCUGAAGGUCAUGGUGCAAGUUAACACGAGUGGAGAAGACAGUAAGCAUGGCCUUCCUCCCGGAGACACCACAGCUGCCGUGGAGCACGUCAUCAACAAGUGUCCGAGCCUGGAAUUUGUGGGGCUAAUGACGAUCGGCAGCAUUGGGCAUGACCUUAGUAAGGGGCCAAAUCCUGACUUCCAGGUGCUGCUAUCUUUGCGGCAGGAGGUGUGUGAAAAGCUGAAUCUCCCCGUUGAGAAGGUGGAGCUGAGCAUGGGCAUGUCCACAGACUUCCAGCACGCAAUAGAGGUUGGAUCCACAAACGUCAGGAUUGGAAGCACUAUUUUUGGAGAGCGAGAUUAUUCCAACAAAGCAGUCGGUGGCGAGGCCCCUGCUGAAACUAAAGGCAAAACGGAGACCUUGACAGCGCAGGGUCAUUAGAUGGAAAAAAAAGUGGCCUCGACAGAGGACAGAUGAUGGGAGACCUCACUAUGCAUUCUUACCUCCCUCCGUGUUGGCACCCGAUCGUGAUGGUGAGAGGGAAUUCCUCAUAACAGAACAGAGGCCAGAAACGCCUCGUCAUUUAUUGUGAUUAUAGAGUACCCGUAGAAACUGGAAAUUUUUAUAACCAACAAAUGAUAAGAAAAUUUGUGAUUGAAAGUGACUGUGGUAUCUUGGCUCCUUCAGGGUCACUAAGAACAGUGACUUUUGGAUAACUGGGUUGAACAAACGAAGUAUUUGUCAGGAUGGAGUUGCUAAUGAGCAAGAUGUAUCUGCGGCAGUGUUGGUGAUUAUGUUUUCACUGAAGACUAAAUUCUUCAUUAAACAAGUUAUAAUCUUG